GGUCGCUCCUUCCCGCCUGAGAGGACACUCAUGAGAGGACAAAUCACUGGUACUGUCUUGAUCAAUUCUCUUGAUUCUCAUCACCUUUGUCACCUUUGAUGGAAUCACCUUGAACCUCGAUCGAGUCACUUGAUUCUUCUCGUUACUUGUUUCACCUUGAAUCUUGCCCCCAUCAACAAAACUUCCUUGCCAGCCUCUCUCACAGACAGACCUUUCUACCUUUCCUGACAAUGGAGGACGACCAAAACUACGAUUCCUCCGACUUUGAGGAUCUCCCACCCAUUGAAGAACCCUCCGAUCGGCACAAAAAUGCCGGGAAAAAAAUGAUUGAUGAUAUGAUUGUGAAUCUGGCAUAUGACAGGAAGAACUCGAAGCGAGCUGCACGAGCCAUUCAGUAUCAAUACGGAGCAGCUUCCUCUCUGGUGAACCAAAGACGGAUCGAGAACACAGCCAAAUCAUUCCUACUAGGAAUUGGCAAAGAUCCCGAAAAAUGUCCUACUGGGGAAGACCUCCUUCGCUUUGCAGUUACUGUAGCAUCCCGUGUCAAGACCCGGAUUCGUGGUAAAAAGAUUGCCUCAGUCAACUCAGUCAAAGCUUGGAUCCUAGGUUUUCUUACCUAUGGAACUUUCAAGUGGGGAAAGGAAUUCAAACAGCAAGUUGAUGUACAAUUACAUGUGAAGAUCAAGGCUUAUCUUGAUCAAGAAGUCAAGAAUGGUAAUCUCUACCGCGGGAAAUGGUAUCAACAAGCUUGGCUGGGUUUCAUGACCAUGAAGGUCAUGACGACAAAAUACCUAGACGCUGCUCUCCGCAAUGGAUGUCGCUCCUGGGACAUUGUCAUUCUCAAAGUACUCGCUCUAUCUCUUCAGUCUGCUUGUGGUACUCGAUCAGGGGACAUUGGUCGAGCAGGUCACUAUCAAGGUCAAGAGUAUAUGCAGUGGAAAGACAUCACCCUUACUUUGCCGCAUGACAAGGCCAGUUUCCAAGAUUUGCGCUGCAAGGUCGUCAUUCAGUAUGAAAAAUCGUACAAGUUGACCAGAGGCCGUGAUCGUACCGUCUUCUUCGAACCUCUCUCGGAACCUGAACACUAUCCAGUAUGCGCCAUUCGAUUACUAUUGAUACAUGCUCUCCGCCAUGGUCUAUGCCACGGACAAGACCUUCAGGCAGUCUUAGAACACACCUUGGCAACUCCAGAUCGAACAGUGGUCUGGAAGCAACCAAACUUGCCCAUUAUCUCUGCUCAGACUUGGCCUCGUCCAGGCUUUCUGAACCUCGAAAAGCCCGCACAUAAAGGAUUCUUCAAUCAAGCUGUUCGAUCAAUGGCGCUCGUGUCUGGGAUCGUCGAACGUGUCACAUCUCAUCACAUCCGAGCUGGUGUUGCUCGUGAUGUUGCAAAUUUGGCAGAGCCCAUCUUGGGUAUCGAUGGAGAUGGACCUCGACAAGCCUUAGGGCAUACUCGGAAGUCUACUGCUGGUGGAAUCACAGGAGAUUACGUAGGACCUAACCAGACCAGGUUCUUCAAUCGAAGAGCCGAAUCCGACUUCAAGGAUGAUCUGGCACCGACGAUGGAUCCUACAAAGAUCAAGUUUGCCGGCUCCUCUGGGGUUCGACCACCACUCAAAGCCAUGUCUGUCAAUAUCGGCCACAAAAUCACCUCAGGUGAUUCGAUGAAUCAAGCAACUACAGGUCCUCACAGCAACAAACGCCCGGCGAGUUCCUCUGAUGAUUUGCAGCCAUCGAGUAAAGCAUCAAAGUUGACCAUCGAACUCCCCUUGGACCCGAACUUGGACCCUAUGCUCUUUGAAAUGGAAAAAGCUCUCGACGACGACAACGAGUAUCACGUUCGAGAUGAGGACAUCGCAGAACUGCAACAGAUCUUACAGCAGUCGACCGGAAUCACUGCCAUCACUGAAGAUUCUCAAGGGCCCCUUGAAGAGGAUAGUGGAGAUGAUGAUAUCGAAGUCACCACCACAGAUGCUGACGGUACUCAUUCAAUUCACGCCUCAGCAACUUCUCUCGCCAUGCAAUCUUUAUGGGAUGACUCCAACACAGAUCACCACCCUUUAUGGCCUAUUGAUGGCAAUGCGUUUGUCGAUCAUCUGGCAAAAGUCAACGUUUUCCGCAUUGAAACACACUUCGACCGAAGCGAUGAGGAUGUCGUUUCGAGAUACGUGGCCAGUGGAAACAGUCGAGCUCCCCCAAACCCUUUCGAGAUGCUCUGUCGACGAGGCUGUGGCAGAAUUUGUUUCUUGCAAAGUGAGCUUAAAUUGCAUGAAGUCAAUUGCAAAGGGGAACUCGUUGUGGAGGACUCGGAAGCUUUUCCAUGCCCCGAAGAGGAUUGCGCUACGAUUCUCUACAGCAAAGACACACUCCGCAAACAUCUAAAGCUCAUACAUCACUUCCAACCAAAGACCUGUACACACGGAUGUGAAGAUGGUCAAAUAUUCAACACUGCUGCCGAGUGGCAAGCACAUCUUAUCAAUGUUCAUGAUGACUAUCAACCGAUCAAAUGCCCGCUAAUGACCGACUGUCAUUCUGACCAAGUUUUCAAGCGUCGAACAUCUCUCAGGACCCACCUGACUGUUCAACAUCAUUUGACAUCCGAUCAAAUCAAAAUUCAUCUUCCCGGCAAAGCUGGCAGUCAAGACGAGCCAUAUCGUGAGACACGUUGCAUCAUUGAAGGGUGCAAUUGUCUUACUGUGUUCAAGCAGCCAUGCUACUUACGUCACCAUUUGAGACACGUCCACAAAAUGACCAGAGGUGAUAUUGACAGUCUUGUUCCUGUUGGUCCAACUGGCCAGUUCCGGGCCAAGCCAGAAGACUAUGAUCCCACGGCAACAGCAAAGGAGAUUCCGAGGACGCCAUGCCCUCAAGCUGACUGCAAAUCAACGGGAAAAGGAUUCAAAUGCGCUGGCGAUCUUCGAACGCACUUGACCAAUUCUCAUAAGCUUGACGUUGAAGAGGCAACAAGGGUGGCUGAGGAGCUGUUUGGGAAGAAGAUACAGACGAGAGCCAUGAGGAAGAAGCAGGCUCGGGAGCCGCAAAAGUGUCCAUUAGACCCUACUCAUCGCCGGACCCAUACAGUACCCGGCACUUUGAAGCAACAUUUGAUCGCAUCACAUCAUUAUUCAAAGGAGGACGCUCAUGCCGAAGCCGAGAGAGUGUUUGGUCAUCCCUUCGCCAGCUCGAACAGGAGAUAAAAUGGGAAGACUAUACCUCAGGACAAGUCAACCGACGAUCCCUGACUUGCAGAGGUACUGGAAUGAAAGCUCAAAACACAGAUGCAAAGGUCUCAGGAAUAAAUAGGAAAUAGGUAGGC
Exophiala mesophila is the source of this 3316-nucleotide messenger RNA. RefSeq lists its product as uncharacterized. NCBI's taxonomy places the organism in Eukaryota, Fungi, Ascomycota, Eurotiomycetes, Chaetothyriales, Herpotrichiellaceae. The transcript has 4 exons. Gene Ontology annotation, biological process: regulation of transcription by RNA polymerase II. The coding region runs from base 231 to 3197 and encodes 988 amino acids. The record is from RefSeq and is a predicted model, not a curated record. Gene Ontology annotation, cellular component: nucleus.